Molecule: messenger RNA, 1779 nt
Organism: Bombyx mori (domestic silkworm)
Lineage: Eukaryota; Metazoa; Arthropoda; Insecta; Lepidoptera; Bombycidae
Exons: 1
Coding region: 101-1534 (477 amino acids)
Biological process (GO): regulation of DNA-templated transcription
Cellular component (GO): nucleus
Source: RefSeq, a predicted model, not a curated record
AUUGCUAUCGUCGGGUAGCACGCACGCGUCUUUCAACCGAAUAUCGCGAUAUAAGUGUGCAAAGUUUUAGUUUCGUGCGUUUCAACUAAAUGAUUGAACGAUGACAAUGGACGUUCAAAAUAAUUAUCAAAACUAUAAAGAAUCUUCGCCCGAUCCAAAAGAGUCGAAUUUGAAUAUCGAAAGUGCCAGAACGUCUCAGGCCGGGAGAGCUGAGAUGUCGACCAUCGUAAAUCAAGGAAAGAGUUCGAAACGAUCAUUCGACGUCGCCUUCCUGAUGAUGCCGGAUGAUAAAUUUCGACAGAAGCAGCCAGAGAAGCAACUGCGAGUGUCCAAGCAAAUCUUCCACGGUGAAGAGUGGGAACAAUUUCCGAAAAGAAUCCCAGAGGCUUAUAAACGCGAUGAAUACUCCAGCGAUAACUCCAACACACUAAAAGAUCAGGAAGAGGACAGGAUUCGAGCGAACAAUAACAUAUCGCCAACUUUUAGUUCCGAUAUUAACAUUGAUGUCGGAACGGACGAAUACCCCAGUAAGUCGAUGUAUUGUAGUGAUUCAGAAAAUUCGGACAAGUCUCGAAGUCGACCUAACUCAAACGAAAGCGCAGCGCGACAGCCUAAAUUCCUUCCGGAAUACAAAAACAAAAUAUUUGAUGAUCCAACACUAAUCACGAUGCAAUCCCGCGCAAGAUACGACCGAGCUGAAGAGUCACCUAAAAGUGCUUUUACGAAAGUGUCUCAUUAUUCUAUGAGGUCUCCGAAUCCUUCCGUGAGCCCUGAUAACCUGCUUUAUCAGAAUUCCGUCAGCCCUCCGCUGUCCGCGGCCAGUCCACCUGUAAAUUUCACCAAGACGCCGCACUUCAACAACCUGCUGAAUCCAGCUCAUCUGAUGAACGGGAGCGGCUUUUUCAAAGGUCAGAACACGCCCUCGUCGUCUCCAAGCUACCCGGAUUCAGCAUUGCAACAACGUCCAGCCACAUUUAGUAAAGCUAUUGAGUUUCACGAAAAAUCUUCGGAUCAUAAAGCGUCACCAAAUAAGAUGAAUUUUCUACCGUUCAGACCCGAAAUACCGUAUCUUCAAGCCGGAGGGUCCUAUCAAUUUCAGAACUUCCAAACGGCAAAUUCGGAUUUCAUGAAAUUUCCUGUGCCUCCUCGAGAGCCGGUCAGUCCGCUGAUAGCAAACCCAGCAGCAGCCAUCCUGAGUACUUUACUGCCGCCUACUUUAGCUGCUUUUUCGUUGCCAGCACAGAAUGUUUGCGCUAAGUGCAGCAUCAGUUUCAGGAUGACUUCUGACUUAGUUUACCACAUGCGAACGCAUCACAAGAGCGAGAACGUAGUCGAUCCCAAUAGGAGAAAAAGAGAGGAGAAACUGAAGUGUCCGGUUUGCAAUGAGAGCUUCAGAGAGAGGCAUCAUUUAACAAGACACAUGACGGCCCACCAGGACAAAGAAGGCGACAUGGACGACGUGUCCCCUUCGCAAAAUUACAAGAAAUCCAAACAAUUUUAUUCCCACAAUAGUGGAUCGAUAAUUCACAAGUAAGCAAUCUUUUAGGUAGUCAUUUUGAGAUUUUGGACGAAGUCUAAUCCAAUCAAAAAUCUAACGUAAUUUUAAAGUAUUUCUCCAAAAGAAAUCAAUUUUUAAAUUAUUGUUUUAAUAGUAGGUACCUAUCGUUGUUGUUAAAUCUAAAUAUUAAAAUGAUCCUUCACGUGCAAUAUUAGUUGUUAAGUUUUUAUUUUGUAAAUAUUCUAAUUUGUGUAGCUUACAAAUAAAAUGUCUAGAAAUCA